UACCUACCUAAUCACACACACCAUCUUGUGCAAAGCAUUUUUAUUGAUUAGCCAUGGAGUCCUACUAUUCUUCCAAGCUAGCCUGGUCCUUGGUCCUCGCCUUCGCCAUGGCAGCCGCCAACAGCUCGCCGUGCGCGGCCCAGAACGCCCCGGCGGACUUCGUGAGCCUCCACAACACUGCGCGCCUGGUCGUCGGCGCCGGGCCGGUGACGUGGGACACCACGGUGGCGGCAUACGCGCAGAGCUACGCCAACUCGCGCAAAGCCAGCUGCAACCUGGCGCACUCCAACGGGACGUACGGGGAGAACCUCUUCUGGGGCUCCGGCACCACCUGGACGGCGUCGAGCGCCGUGACCAUGUGGACCGACGAGAAGCAGUACUAUAACUAUGCCACCAACACCUGCGCGUUGGGGAAGGUUUGCGGCCACUACACGCAGGUGGUUUGGAGCUCCUCCACGUCCAUCGGCUGCGCGCGCGUCGUCUGCGACAACAACGCCGGUGUGUUCAUCAUAUGCAACUACAGCCCACGGGGCAAUAUCGGCGGACAGAGACCCUACUAGUAGCUAUAUAUAUAUGUCUUGAUUUCUUCAAGCAUGCAUGUUGUUUGACAAACAUAAUGGGGUAACGCAUGCUCAUGAACAGUAUAUGACGAUUCAUGCAUGUAACAGUAUGCCCCAUGGAAUAAGCUGUGGUAUACUAUUAUUGUUCUUAUAUAUAAUCCGAUAUUGAAGUAAUAAUAUGAUGCUUGUUGUAUUGUAUCGUAA
Molecule: messenger RNA, 764 nt
Organism: Hordeum vulgare subsp. vulgare (domesticated barley)
Lineage: Eukaryota; Viridiplantae; Streptophyta; Magnoliopsida; Poales; Poaceae
Product: pathogenesis-related protein PRB1-2-like
Exons: 1
Coding region: 54-560 (168 amino acids)
Cellular component (GO): extracellular region
Source: RefSeq, a predicted model, not a curated record